This is a messenger RNA of Talaromyces atroroseus, 1335 nucleotides long. RefSeq lists its product as hypothetical. The transcript is spliced from 3 exons. The record is from RefSeq and is a predicted model, not a curated record. Gene Ontology annotation, molecular function: hydrolase activity, acting on carbon-nitrogen (but not peptide) bonds, in linear amidines. The coding region runs from base 1 to 1335 and encodes 444 amino acids. NCBI's taxonomy places the organism in Eukaryota, Fungi, Ascomycota, Eurotiomycetes, Eurotiales, Trichocomaceae.
AUGGCCUCCCAAUCUAUAGUGCUGGAAGAGUCGAGCUCUUCCGGGUUAUCACCGAAAUAUGCGGGGCUCGCAGUCAACGCCGUACGCUUGAUGAGCACCUUGGAUGCUGCUUGUGGCUGGGGAAGCACACCGGACGGGGGCAUGAACCGCCUCUCCCUAAACAACGACGAUAAGAAGGUCAGAGAUUGGUUUAUCGAAGAGACCGCAAAAUAUGGCUGUCACCACAAGGUCGACGAAAUGGGAAAUAUAUUCGCCAUUCGACCUGGACAGAACAACAGCCUGCCUCCUAUCGGACUAGGUUCUCAUCUGGAUACUCAACCAACUGGCGGGAAAUACGACGGAAUAUUGGGGGUUAUAUCCGGAAUCGAGGUUCUCAAGGUCCUUCACCAGCAUCAGAUUACCUCGUAUGCUCCCGUGGCGGUGGUGAACUGGACAAAUGAAGAGGGUGCUCGCUUCCCACCUGCAAUGCUGUGUUCUGGAGUCUGGGGAGGUGCUUUCACUGUUCCAUGGGCCCAUGCAAGGGCCGAGCUCGAAGGCCAUACGACGCUGAAAGAAGAACUCCAACGAAUUGGAUACCUUGGAACAACGCCAUGCUCAUACGCUGCCAAUCCGCUUCUCGCCCAUUUCGAGGUUCAUAUCGAACAAGGGCCCAUUCUAGACAAAGCAGAGCAGGCAGCCGCAGUAGUGAAAGGCGUGCAGAGCAUUCGAUGGUACAAUGUGCAAGUCACCGGCCGAGAGGCACAUACCGGUACUACUCCCAUGGAAAGCCGAAGUGACGCUCUCCUUGGAGCCGCAAAGAUGAUUGUUGCUACCAAUCAGAUCGUGACCGAGGGUGAAUUAUUUGAACGCGGAGGUCGCGCAACUAUUGCUGUUAUCAAUUCCAUGCCUCAGAGUAUCAAUACAAUCGCAGGCAAUGUUAGGCUUGGCCUCGAUAUUCGAGCUCCCGCAGAUUCCGACGUGGAGCUGAUUGAAUCCCUGUGCAAGAAACGCUUCCAGGAGGUCUGCGAUGAGCAUGGCCUGAAAAUGGAAUUUGACAACUUCUGGGUUUCUCCGGCACUCAACUUCGACCCUACCAUGGUCCAGUGCGUAAGAGACUCGUGCAGCUCCAUUAGUUGCAACGGUAAAGAAUUGGUCAGCGGAGCUGGACACGAUAGUGUUUAUACCAGUCGCAAGGUGCCCACUGCUAUGAUCUUUGUGAGGUGUCGCGAUGGUGUCAGUCACAAUCCGACUGAAUAUUCAAGACCAGAAGAUUGUGCCGCUGGCGCUCAGGUUCUUCUUGGUGCUUAUCUGAGGUACGAUGAGCUUGUACGGAAAUCGACUGAAGCAAAGAUUUAG